Hypanus sabinus (Atlantic stingray) is the source of this 4149-nucleotide messenger RNA. RefSeq names its product SRY-box transcription factor 4b (gene sox4b). Gene Ontology annotation, molecular function: DNA-binding transcription activator activity, RNA polymerase II-specific; RNA polymerase II cis-regulatory region sequence-specific DNA binding. Lineage: Eukaryota; Metazoa; Chordata; Chondrichthyes; Myliobatiformes; Dasyatidae. Gene Ontology annotation, biological process: cell differentiation; positive regulation of transcription by RNA polymerase II; anatomical structure morphogenesis. The coding region runs from base 509 to 1645 and encodes 378 amino acids. The transcript has 2 exons. The record is from RefSeq and is a predicted model, not a curated record.
AGUACAUUAGCAGCCAUGCCCCCUUUAAGUUGCUAGUGUACACUCGAAUGAGGUCAGUCACGCCGUUUCUCAUUGCACGCGCCGCGGGGCCGACCGCCAAUCCGGUGGCGCGUGGGCGGAGCGGGGCCCUGGAAGCGUUGGAAACAGACGCGGUCUGGGCGAAAGGCGCCCGCCGAUUGGCUGGAACCCGGACACCUUUAACUCGACGUCACAAUGGCUGGGACUGGAUAAGAAGGCGAAUCGAGUUCGCGUCUGGUUUAAGCAGCAGACACAAGUUUUUUAUAUAACACAGUCUUCCCGCAUGGUCAGAGGGGGAAGGUUGUGCCAAAGUAUAUACACAUUUUAUUACAAGAAACCAGGUUCUUUUCUGCGAACGCGAGGAGCAGCUUGUAAAGCACAGCGGCUUUUGCAAUUAACAGAAAAAAGUGCAAGCUAGCCAAACUGCUACAGUAUAAAAGCCUUUUUCCCUCAGUGCCCAUAGAGCAACAAUAUAUUUUAGAAAAAGAUCAUGGUGCAGCAAACGAACAACGCAGAGAACACGGAAGCAGUGCUUGCCGGAGAGUCCACCGACUCCGGCGCUUCCGAUCUGGGCAUAGCUUGCUCACCAGCGGCGGACUCCGUGGCAUCGGAUGGAGAGAAAACGGACGAGCCAAACUGGUGCAAGACCGCCAGUGGGCACAUCAAGAGACCCAUGAACGCGUUUAUGGUGUGGUCGCAGAUCGAGAGGAGGAAAAUCAUGGAACAGUCCCCGGACAUGCACAACGCGGAGAUCUCGAAGCGCUUGGGGAAGCGCUGGAAGUUACUGAAAGACAGUGAUAAGAUCCCCUUUAUCCGUGAAGCCGAAAGAUUGCGCCUGAAACACAUGGCGGACUAUCCCGAUUAUAAAUACAGGCCGAGAAAGAAGGCAAAAAGUACAAGCAGCAAACCGGGAGAGAAAAGCGAGAAAAUCAACACUAAACCCUCGGCUAAAAAGAACAGUAGCAGCAAUAGUAGCAUUAGCAAGUCCAGCAAAACGCACAAGAUCAUCUUGGGCUCGCUCACCAAGACUCCGACCAUUCACCAGCAUCCGCAGUCAGGCACCACUACUUCAAACACAAACACUAGCAGCCCACACUCGAUUUACAAAGCGCGGACGAGCCCCGCUUCCAAGCACCUUGUAGAUAAGAAACUGAAAGAGAGGCGGUCGUUCGGGGGCCAGGGCAGUAUCUCUUCAGCCGCCGUACCAGCCAGCCCGACCCUCAGUUGUUCAGCCGAGCCCAACGACCCGGUCAGUUUCUAUGAAGAUCUGGCGGGUGGGACAGGGGUGCGGGUCCCCGAUUCGCCAGUAAGUCAGCGCAAACACCCAGGCAAUUUAAGGUCGAUUUCACCGGCGCCCUCCACGACCCACUCCUGUUCCUCUUCGUCUCUGGCCUCGUCUUCCGACGAAGAGUUCGAGGACGACCUUAUGGACCUUAGUUCAAGCCCCACUUUCGAGAGCAUGACACUGGGCAACUUGAGUUCGUCUCUGGACAGAGAUUUGGAGUUUAAUUUUGAGCAGGAAUCGGCGUCUCACUUUGAGUUCCCAGAUUACUGCACGCCAGAGCAUCCCGAGGUCCGGGCCUCCCUGCACCGGUUUCCCCUCGUGCUCUCUGGUGCGGGAACGUAGGGGUACGGCAGCUGCAGCACCCUGCUUCUGAAACCAUUGUUGCUGCUGUCAGACGAAGCUGGCACGGUGAUGAAUGACACUCGGUAUCCCAAUCCAAAAUGGUUCCAGCACCCACCGCGCAGAAGUGAAAUGGCUCUUUCAAGGUCAAACAUUAAAUACUCUGCAUGGGUGACGUUGUAAACUAGACUUCCUCAUUCUGCACAGCUGUCUGCGCCCUUUGUUAUGUUCUAUCAAACCAUCGCUCCAUAAUAUCUCGUCGCUUGUCCAGUUGGGAAUACCAUGUCUCGUCCCUACCUAGACGUUAGAACAAUUGGCACCAGUUUUUCGUGCGCUAACUUGCACAUUCAAUUAACCUGGUUUAGAUCGCGUUUGUGAUUAUUUCCGGGUGAAAUCCUGUCCUUCUAGUAAAUUCGGAAUAAAAGCAAAAUACUGGAAGUAGUCAGCAGGCCAGGCUGCAAUGGCAAAAAGAGGAAUAACUGAACGUUUCUGGUCGACGACCUUCUGUCAAAGCUGAGAGAAGCGGCUCGGUUUUUCGUUGCAGAGAUGACAGGGAAAGGACAGAUAGGAUUCCGGCAGCAGAGUGGAGCCGCGGUUGCUGUGGCGUUAAAUUUGAUGAAACCAUUUGGUAGACAGAUCAAUGCGCAUAUCUUAUAGGGAACGCGCGCGCGCCCUCACACACAGACAAACAAAACAAAAGAAUGUAUAAACACCCUGCAAGACAGCAGUAGCAAAUUUACUCGGGUACUUCUGUGAGCAAGUCAUCCUGAUGUGCCAAAUGUUUUCCUUCUUGCCAUCAGUUGUGCAGCUAAUGACGCCCCAAGACACGCAUUUGCUCCCUUACCAACAUGAACUGGAGCUUUUGGCUUCAGUCUAUGAUAUUCACUAAGUUGUACACUAAGCGAGUUGUACACGUUCGGAGCUCCUGAAAGGGUGGUAUCGGCAGAAACCCUCAUUUAAACAGUACUUGACAAGUCUUGUUCUGCAAUGUAAUGAAUCUGGUUCUGGACGGCAGCUAAUUUUCGAUCAUCUGCGCACUAAAUUGCUUGUUUGUACAUUUUAUUUUCUCUCUAUAUAUUUCUAUACACACCAGAGUCACACGCCACGACCCUGCGUCGCUAUUCAUUUCACAGGUGAGGGAUACUUUUAGCACAGUACUCAGGGCAGACGAUUGCAUAGGGGGGCGGCCACACUCGCAGAGAAGAGACCCUUCCCCCAUUUCUGUCUUUGUGGCUGUCUUGGGGGGUAUUUCUUUAAAUCCUGGCUCUCUCCAAAGUGUCUUUCUUAGCUCUGACAGAAGCUCCCGUCAGGAAUUGCACAAGUCCUGUUUUGGUGCAUAAUUCAAGGUGCUGUUUAUGUUUUUGACUAAUUUCAUGUUGUAUGUGAUGUUAUUACUAUUUGCCCAAAUGGUAUCGGGGUUGUUCAGUUUCAAGUUACUCUAAGCUGUUUGACACGUUACAAUCUCACUUUCAUUUUGACAUAUCUCUUAUUGGCUGGGUUUUCUUGUUUAAAGUUUUAUUUGCAUAAAUCUGUUCACGAAUUGUCCUGAGAACCGAUGACCCUUCGCCCCUGAAUUCCCAGACGGAGGUCAAGUGGGAGGUCCCCAACCCAUUUAAGCUUGGAAAAUGAAUCAGGCCGAGCUUGUCCGGAGAUUCGUAUCGUCUUACGUUUCAAUUCGAGGAGAUUCUGAGAAGGACAAAACGCUUUUUUUUUCCAAGUCUUUAAAGAUUUUCAAACGAUAACCAUAUUGUAGCAAGGACAUAGCCACGGAGCCUGCUUAUUAUUCAAAAACAGUUGGCACGAAGCUGCUGAAAUCGCACUUUCAACUCUAUUACAUGGCAUUGUGACUCGGGUGUGGACGUUCUCUCAAAGGGAACUGGGAGCGAUCUGGUUAGAUUCAGCAGAACCGCAGCUGUGUGCUGAUUCAAACCACUUGAGGACUGUGUAGCCGCCAAGUAGCUCGUUAAAAGUAUUAUUGUGCGUGUCUGUGGAACGCCUAUUCAAUAAACAGAAUAAACCUCCUUUAUUUAAAAGGCCAGUUACUGGGCUUAAGAUAAAGCUCCUUCCCCACAGUCUUGGCACGAAAUGAACAUGCCAAAUAUAUAUUUGAUCCAGUGUGUGUGAGUUUGUAACAGGAGGAUAUAUGGAGGAUGGAGGGAUGUGUAGGGAGGAGGGAUUACAUCACUGUCAACUUUGAACUGGUUCCACAAUCUAUGGACUCACUUUCAAUGACUCUAUAACACAUCCUCAGUUUGUUUGUUUAUCUGUCUGUCUAUCUAUCUAUCUAUCUAUCUAUCUAUCUAUCUAUCUAUUAUUUACACAGUAUGUCUUUUUUUUCAUUGGAUGUUUGUAUUAUUUGUGUGCUGUGGUUAAUUCAUUCAGUUGUACUUCUCAGUUCUGCUGUGGAUGCCUGCAAGAAAAUUAAGCUCAGGGUGACUCUGAUAAUAAAUUACUUUGACUUUAACUCUGCGUGAAAAAGUUGACCCUCAAAUCCCUUUUAAGUCUUU